Messenger RNA from Lycium ferocissimum, 1008 nucleotides. RefSeq lists its product as uncharacterized. The record is from RefSeq and is a predicted model, not a curated record. The transcript is spliced from 4 exons. NCBI's taxonomy places the organism in Eukaryota, Viridiplantae, Streptophyta, Magnoliopsida, Solanales, Solanaceae. Bases 118 to 681 code for a protein of 187 amino acids.
UAAUUUAUAUUCAUGUUAUUAUCCUUGUUGAUUAAGUUACAUAUAUUUAUAUGUUCUUUGUAGAAACGAUGCGACAUAAACAAGGCCAAUCGAAGUAAGCUUAAAAUUAAUCAUUUCAUGGGGUCAAAAGCGUUUGUACCGGCUCGUGCUGAACUUGCUGAAAAUGGAGUAGAGCCUGAUAGAAUUGAGUUCUACAAGAGUACUCAUUACUCGACUGAAAAAGGAUGGUCAUCUCUAGAGGCUGAGACAAACUAUAACACCAUGAAAGAUUUGAAAGAUAUAUAUACUUCGGGAGAGCCGGGAGAGCCUUGCAUGACUAUUGAUCAAAUUAUGGAUACUGUACUUGGUACAAAAUCGGGGUACAUAAAAGGUCUCGGUUAUGGUCCGAAACCUGAUACUACCAGAGCCACACAAAGAAGAACAGCAGAGUUAGAAGACUCCCUUAGAAAGACGAAAGAGGAAGCUGCUAGUGCCCAACAUGAUUUACAGAAACGAUUAAAUGCAGCUGAAGUUGUGGUAGAAACCCAGCAGUCCAAGAUAGAAAACCAGCAGUCCCAGAUAGAAACUCAGCAGGCCCAGAUACAAGCAUUAAAUUCUCAACUGGUUACUUUAGCAGCACGCCAAGAGGAAAUGUUUAAAAAAAUGCAACAUUUUGCUAGCUCAUCGCCAUCAAGGUAUUAAAUGUGGGAAUUGAAUCAAGACUGAUUGCAAGCUAAGUGUCACCACAUUAUUAGUAUUUUGGAAGAAACCUGCACUAUCUGUCUUAGUUUAGGAGUAAUAUUUCAUAUAUUUCAGUUGGAUUGGUACUUUGGAAGAAACUGCAUUGUCUAUCUUAGUUUAGCAGUAAUAUUUAGUAUAUUUCAGUUGGAUUUUCUUGUUAGUAGACAUAUUUUACUUUUAUUUAGGAGUUUGUAAUGAGAUAUGAUCUCAGUACAAUUUUAGUUGUUAAUUAUAUGAUCAUGGGUGAAUUGUAUCAUUAUCUGGCAUGUUUUAUUAUUUUGUUUUCAA